AUGUGGUUCUGGUCCAUCAAGAUCGACAUGCAUGGUCCAGAUCAAUCAUGGAAUGAGGAAUUUUACCAAGUUCACUGGCUCCGGGCAAAGGCACUACGGGAUCAAUGGAAGGAAGAGCUGAUUCCCGGGAAUUGGCCGGGUCAGCCCAUGUCGGAGUUUGAAAAAUUUAUCCAUCCAUCAGUGGAUGAUAUCUUCACAUCUGAACCAACUGUCAUUGUCAUUGCCAGUGGAGGCUGCAAACAACAAUCUUCCCCUUUGGCUUGGAUCAGGCACUUCAAAGCUGGGCUGCAAUGGAAGAUCACUACUUUUGUCAUGCCCAUCCUCCAGUACUCAGCUGCCAGGAACAUCAUUUCAGUCAUUCCCAGCCCUAUUGCUCAUAUUCUUCAUUUGAUUCCCGGUCACACCUGGAACAUGGUUCCGGAUCACAUCUUUUCAUAUCACAUCUAUCCCGGAGAUCCAUCCCUGAUCGUAUCCAGCCAUGAUACCCCAUGGUGGAUGGGAGAAACUGCAAUCCCGAACAAACCAUGGCAAUGGGAUCGGGUGAUGACUUGCUGUAUCUUUCACUACCAGCAUUGGCUAGAUGGCAUUGAGAAUGAUGGUCUGACAAUUCCGGAGCAGGUGGAUCAUACCUCAGUUCCAUCACUGAUGGGACUGAGGUGGAUUAGAGAACACCUCCUGACAUUACUUGAGGAGCAACAUGAGGCAUCCAUGACAAGAUGGCAGAGAUACAAAUCUACACUGCCAUUCUGGACAGAUUGA
This is a messenger RNA of Suillus bovinus, 759 nucleotides long. RefSeq lists its product as uncharacterized. NCBI's taxonomy places the organism in Eukaryota, Fungi, Basidiomycota, Agaricomycetes, Boletales, Suillaceae. The record is from RefSeq and is a predicted model, not a curated record. The coding region runs from base 1 to 759 and encodes 252 amino acids. The transcript is spliced from 7 exons.